Molecule: messenger RNA, 1602 nt
Organism: Scutellospora calospora
Lineage: Eukaryota; Fungi; Glomeromycota; Glomeromycetes; Diversisporales; Gigasporaceae
Source: the annotation of a GenBank genome assembly
GCGAACCAUUACCUCAAGAAUUAGGAACAGAGGAGAGAUUCAACGAAUCGCGUGUUGAAGAAACGCCUGCCGCUGAAGCCAACGCUAAGAAAUUGCCUGUAAAUCAGCAACACUUAAAAAACGCAUGGGAAUGCUCUCAAAGGUCAACAAAGGACGAUUGGCAUGAAUGGAUCCGCCGUUUAAGUGUUGAAUUACUCAAAGAGUCGCCUUCCCACGCACUUAGAGCAUGUGCAAGUUUGGCUGGUGUCUAUGUUCCCCUAGCAAGAGAACUAUUUAACGCAGGAUUUAUAUCAUGUUGGUCAGAGUUAUACUAUCAGUACAAGGAUGAACUUGUCAGCUCUCUAAUGUCGGCAUUAAGAGCGCCAAAUAUCCCUCCUGAAAUUGUUUCAACUAUUUUAAAUCUUGCUGAAUUCAUGGAGCAUUACGAUAAACCACUUCCAAUUGAUAUAAGAACACUUGGUAACCAUGCUGAAACGUGUCAUGCAUAUGCUAAAGCGCUUCAUUAUAAGGAAUUAGAAUUUAUAACUGAAUCAUCCACCGAAACUAUCGAAAAAUUGAUUCAAAUCAACAACCAGUUACAACUUCCUGACGCUGCUAUUGGCAUUCUUACACAUGCACAACAAACUCCUGGAUUACAAGACCUCCAGUUGAAAGAAAAUUGGUAUGAAAAACUUACCCGCUGGGAGGAUGCGUUGGCUGCUUAUAAUAAGAGACGGCAAAUUGAGCCAAACGAUUUUGAAGCAAUUUUGGGUGUUAUGCGUUGCCUACAUUCUUUGGGUGAUUUCGAUGGGCUAUCAGAACUUGUUCAAGAAAAGUGGCCCGAUGCAUCAAAUGAUAUGCGCAAGGCAAUGUCCACUUAUGCAGCUGCAGGUGCUUGGUCUCUAGGCCAAUGGAAUUUGAUGGAAGAUUAUAUUCCUACAAUCAAAUCAGAAUCUCCUGAUCGAUCAUUUUAUCAAGCAAUACUUGCUUUACAUAAGAACAAGUAUGAUGAAGCAGUCCGUCAUAUCGAUAAAACGAGGGACCUUUUAGAUACUGAACUGACUGCUCUUGUUGGAGAGAGCUACAAUCGUGCAUACAGUGUUGUCGUUCGUGUACAAAUGCUGGCUGAACUUGAGGAAAUAAUUACAUACAAGCAAUUUGCCGACCAACCUGAUAGGCAGGCAACCAUAAGAAAAACAUGGAUGAAGAGGCUAAAAGGAUGUCAGCGUAGUGUUGAGGUUUGGCAACAGAUACUUAAAGUACGGGCACUUGUUAUAUCUCCUAAAGAAAAUAUGGAAAUGUGGAUAAAAUUUGCAAACCUAUGUCGCAAGAGCGACCGUCUUGAAUUUGCUGAAAAGACAUUGAAGCAACUUUUAGUUGGAGAUCAGAAAUUAGAAGUAGUACAUCCUUCGAUUUUGGCUAGGGCAGCACCUCAAAUCGUUUAUGCUUAUUUAAAAUGGAUGUGGGCUAGUGGAGUUCGCGACGAUGCUUUGGGCUUCUUGAAAGACUUUACGACGCGAAUGUCUAAAGAUCUUCAUGUAGGAAACAAAGAACUACUUGCUCGCUGUUAUCUUAAAAAGGGUGAAUGGCAGAAAGUCUUACAAGAUGAUUGGGAUCCGGUUC